AUGGCGGAGACCACCGCGGCCGCGGAACUCCCCGGCGCGCAGCCUGAGACGGCGGGCCCGCUGGACCGCGGCGAUCCCGCGACCUACCCGGAAUGGUUCACGACGCGCAAGCCGCGCGCCAACCUGAUCGUCGCGCGCUGGGUGCCCAUCGCCCUGGUCGGCCUGCCGGUGCUGGUGCUGUUCUGCAUCGUGGUCUAUCCGACGGUCUGGAUGUUCUACCAUGCGCUGCAUGACACCAACAUGAUGCGACUGUUCCAGGGCAACUGGAACUAUAUCGGCUUCGAGAACUUCGCCACGGUGCUGAACUCCGACCGCUUCGGCGAUUCGGUGGUGCAUCUGGGCAUCUACCUCACCUUCGGCGCCUGUCUGCAGGUGAUCCUCGGCACAAUCCUGGCCCUCAUCCUCUAUGAACUGGUGAAGAGCAACGCCCUUCGGGUCGUCCUGCUGAUCGCCAUGGUGCUGCCGAUGAUGCUGCCGCCCUCGAUCGUCGGCGUGCUGUGGAAGUUCCUGCUCACCCCCUCCAACGGCGCCAUCAACCAGGCGCUCCUGAACCUGGGGCUCAUCGACCAGCAUAUCGAGUGGUUCAACGCCGGGCUCUCGCUCUGGACCAUCAUCAUCGCAGACGUCUGGAACUGGACGGCGCUGCCGCUGCUGAUCGUCUACUCGGGCCGUGUCUCCCUGCCGCCGGCGGUCUAUGAGGCGGCGCGGGUCGACGGGGCGGGCGCCUGGACCACGCUCAGGCGCAUCACCCUGCCGAUGCUGAAGGAGGUGAUUGCCAUCGCCUUCAUCGUGCGCUUCAUGGAUGCCUUCAAGUUCGUCGACCUGGUUUUCAUCAUGACUUCCGGCGGGCCGGCCCAGUCUUCCGAAUUGCCGGCCUACAUCGCCUUCCAGCGCGGCAUCCGCGAGUUCGCCAUCGGCGAGGCGGCGGCCUACGCCAUCGUCAUCUUCAUCGUCUCCGCCGUGCUCAUCACCCUCUUCCUGAAGUAUCUGAAGAAGGGCGGCAUGAGCAAAUCCAACUACCGCCUCGUCAAGCUGCUGUUCCUGUCCUUCAUGGGCCUGUGGCUGCUGAUCACGCUGUUCCCCUUCUACUGGCAGGUCAUCACCGCCUUCAAGUCGGCGGCGGAGACCAACCGCACCAUCCCGACCUUCUGGCCGGAGGUCUGGCAUCCGCAGAACUUCGUCUCGGUUUUCGCCGAGGCCUCCAACUUCAACGCCCUGGUCGACAGCUUCAUCAUCGCCACCGGCAACACCCUGGCCUCGCUCUUCCUGGGCACCCUGGCGGGCUAUGCCUUCGCCCGUUUUCCGCGCCAGGCCGGUGGCGAGAACCUGGCCUUCUGGGUGCUCUCAAACCGCAUGUUCCCGCCGGUCGCCGUGGUGCUGCCGAUGUUCUUCCUCUUCGACGCGACGCCCUGGGGCACCGACAGCCAUAUCUCCCUGAUCAUCCUCUACCUGGUCUUCAACAUGCCGCUGGCGACCUGGCUGAUGAUGGUUUUUUUCCGCGACGCGCCGCGGGAACUGGAGGAGGCGGCCUAUCUGGACGGCUACACCCCCUUCCGCGCCUUCUUCAAGGUGACGUUGCCGCUGGUGCUGCCGGGCAUGAUCUCCGUCGCCAUGCUGUGCUGGAUCUUCGCCUGGAACGAAUACCUCUUCGCCAACCUGCUGGUCGGCACCGACGUGCGCACCUACACCAUCGUCAUCCCGACCUUCACCCACGGCAGCCAGACCCUCUGGAACCUGCAGAUGGCCUUCAGCCUCAUCGCCAUGCUGCCGCCGGUGCUCCUCUUCAUCCUGCUGCGCCGCUACAUGGGACUCUGCAAGGGCUGGGACUUUCCGGUCAUCGACCGCCUGGACCUGACGGUGGAGGAGGGCGAGUUCUUCGUCGUCGUCGGCCCCAGCGGCAUCGGCAAGACCACGCUGCUGCGCCUCGUCGCCGGGCUGGAGCGGCCCGAUGCCGGAACCAUCCGCGUCGGCGGGCGCGACCUCACCGCUUUGCCGCCCUACCGCCGCAAGGUCGCCAUGACCUUCGAGAGCUAUGCGCUCUAUCCCCAUCUGACGGUGUUCGAGAAUAUCGCCAGCCCCCUGCGGGCGCGGCGCCUGUCCAAGAGCCAGAUCACCGAAACCGUGGUGGCGGUGGCGCAGCUGCUGCGCAUCGAACAGCUGCUGAACCGCCGCCCGGGCGAGAUCUCCGGCGGGCAGAAGCAGCGCACCGCGCUGGGCCGCACCCUCGUCGCCCAGCCCGAUGUGUUCCUGCUGGACGAACCCAUCAGCCAUCUCGACGCCAAGAUCCGCCACGAGCUGCGCCUGCAGUUCCACACCCUGGAGGAACUGCGCUCCGUGGCGACCCUCUACGUCACCCACGACUAUGCCGAGGCGCUCUCGCUGGGCGACCGCAUCGGCGUCAUGGGUCACGGCGGGCUGGUUCAGGUGGGCUCGGCGCGGGAGCUGUUCCAGCAGCCGCAGCAUCUUCUCGUCGCCCAGCACCUGGGCCAGCCGAGCAUCAACGUGGUCGAGGCCUCGCUGGCGUCGUCCGGCGACGACCUGAAGUUCACCGCGGAAGGCGCGAGCCUGACCCUGCCGGUGGCGGGGCCGCAUCGCUCGGUGCUCUCCGGUCUCUCCGGCCGCGGCGCCGGGCGCAUCACCGUCGGCAUCCGCCCCCAGCAUGUCCAGGUGGUCGCGAACGGAGAGACGGCGAAUGGCGAUGCCGUCGUCGACGCCACGGUGUCGAUUUACGAAGCGCUCGGCGCUGCCGGCAUUCUGGUGGCGGAAAGCGGUGGCGUGAGGCUGACGGCGCUGACGCCCCCCAACGCCGUCUUCCAGCAUGGCGAGCCGGUGCGGCUUUCUCUGCGCAACGAGACCUUUCUCUACUUCGAUGCCGACAGCGGCCGCAACGACGUGAACAAGGUCUACCGCUCGCGCCACCACGAGGUGCAUGCGGUGAGCGACCUGAACCUCACCAUCAACGAUGGCGAGUUCGUCGCUUUGCUCGGCCCCUCGGGCUGCGGCAAGACCUCGACCCUGCGCAUGAUCGUCGGGCUGGAGGACAUCACCUCGGGCGAGAUCCAUUUCGACGACACCCUGGUCAACAGACUGGACUCCCAGGCCCGCAACGUGGCCAUGGCCUUCGAGACCUACGCGCUCUACCCCAACUUCACCAUCGAGGAGAACCUGGCCUUCCCCCUGGAGGUGCGCGGAGUCGCGCCGGCAGAGCGCCGCAGGAAGGCGCGGGAGAUCGCCGAGAUCCUGCGCAUCGACGACAUCCUCGAUCAGCGGCCCAGCGCCCUUUCCGGCGGCCAGCAGCAGCGCGUCAGCCUCGGCCGUGCCCUCAUCCGCGACCCGGCGGUCUUCAUCCUCGACGAGGUGAUGAGCCACAUCGAUGCGCACCUGAAGUUCCAGAUGCUCUUCGACCUGAAGGCCAUUCAUCAGGAAAUGAAGAAGACCAUGGUCUAUGUGACCCACGACCAGGUCGAGGCCCUGGCGCUGGCCGACCGGGUGGCGGUUAUGAGCCACGCGGAACUGCAGCAGGUGGGCACGCGCAACGAUCUCUAUCACACGCCCGCCAACGUCUUCGUGGCCGACUUCAUCGGCGAGCCGCCGACCAACUUCUUCGAGGCGGAGCUCUUCACCGGCGGUAACGGCACGGUUCUGAAGGUCCAGGGCACGGACCUGGAGAUUGCGUUGGAGGAAGGCCAUGCCCAGCGUAUCGCGCGCUGGAACGAGAAACAGCUGACGGUGGGGAUCCGGCCCCAGGCGCUGCAUCUGGGCGGCGACCCCAGCCUGCCGGCGCUGGAGGCGGAGGUGGCGAUCAACGAGUACCUGGGUGAGCGCUCCAUCCUCACCAUGGUCAAUGGCCGGCAGACCUUUCGCGCCGUAGUCGAUGCCGACACGGCAGCGCAGCGCGGCGACAAGGUACGGGUGCACUACGCGCUCGACGACGUGAUGGUGUUCAGUGGCAAGACGGAGGCGCGGAACCGCCCGGCACCGAAGAGGGCCGGCCAAUCGAAGAGGGAGGAAGCAGCUAUGGGUCUCUUUAGCGGAUUUACGCGGCGAAAGUUCCUGCAAGGGGCGGCCGCCGGCGCCGCGGCGGCCGGGGGUCUGAUGCCCGGUGCCUCAUUGGGCGCAACGGCGGUGCCGCCGGGCAAGAAGCUCUUCAAGGACGUGGAGCUGACCUACUUCCAGGAUUCCAACUGGCUGCACUCGCCGCUCUGGCUUUCGCCGCAUCUCAUGAAAGAGGCAGGCGUCGGCAUCAAGAGCCGCGAGAUGUAUGACGGCGGCGACGCGGUGGCGAAGAUCCUGCCGCAGCUUCUGUCCCGCCGCCCGCGCUUCGACUGGGUGCAGUUCCCCAGCCUGUUUUUCGGCGCAUUCGCCGAGACCGGCCAACUGGAGCCGCUGGACGACUACUUCGCGCAGUACGCAGGCAGCCAGGACUAUCUCGACUGGGUCAUGCCGGCCUACCGCGAGUUCUACACCAAGUGGGACAACAAGACCUACGGCGUGAUGCUGGACGGCGACAUCCACAUCCUGCAUUACCGCAACAGCUACUUCCAGGAUGCCGAACUGCGCAGCAAGUUCUCCAAGCGCUUCCAGCGCGAACUGGAGGUGCCGAAGACCUGGCUCGACUUCGUCGAUGCCACCCAGUUCUUCACCGAGGAACUGAGCAGCCAGGGCGUCUACGGCACUUCCAUGGUGGUGAAUCCGCCGAACUUCGGCUGGGGCUUCUGGAUGGAUAUCGCCGCCUCCGCCGGGGUGAACUACUUCGAUGAGAACAUGAACCCCACCAUCAACCAGGGCAAGGCGGCGGAGAGCCUGGAUAUCUACAAGGAGAUCAUCAAGUUCGGCCCGCCGGGCGCCGAGGCCAUGGACAUCGGCACCACCAUCCAGCGCUGGCAGUCCGGCUCCGACGUCAUGUCGGUCUGGUGGAUCGACCUGUCAGAGUUCACGGUGCAGCAGCAGGGCCCGGAACUGGCGGAAGACCAGCGCGGUGCCAUCGUCCCGGGCUGGCUGAACGACGACGGCUCGAUCACCAACCGGGCGAUCUCGCUGUGGUGCCGCACCGCUUCCAUCCCCAAGAACAUCCCGCAGGAUGUGAAGGACGCGGCCUUCUACUUCAUCUACCGCAUGUCCCAUCCCGACUACUCCAACGAGAUGGUGGCCGACGAGUACUGCGGCUCCGACCCCUACGGCAAGACCCACUACGGCGAUGCCGCGGCGCAGCUCUAUCUGCAGGCCAAUCCGCAGCGCGGCACCGACAACGAGCUGUGGUCGACCAACGCCGGCAUCUUCAAGAACUUCGAGACCGCCAAGAACCACCUCGACGCCGGUCUCGCCAACGUCGAGGUCGGCUAUCCGCAGUUCUUCUGGGAAGGCACGCCGGAAUACGCCGACGCCCUGGGGCGCAACAUCUCCAAGGCCGUCUCCGGCGAACUGACCAGCCAGCAGGCGCUGGACGAGGCGGCGGAGGAAUGGGCGCAGAUCGCCCAGAAGCUCGGCCUCGACAGCCAGAAGCGGCAGUACAAGAACUUCAUCGAUGGGGCCCGGGCGCUCGGCUACAAGAUCUGA
This is a messenger RNA of Symbiodinium sp. CCMP2456, 5556 nucleotides long. Lineage: Eukaryota; Dinophyceae; Suessiales; Symbiodiniaceae. The record is from the annotation of a GenBank genome assembly.